AUGGAUACUUUUACUCAACUACUGUCUUUCAUAACGCUGCCACUCGUUCUCUAUUUCGUUAUUACUACUCUUGUCAGACGCUAUCGUCCGAAACGUCUUUAUGUUUGUUCACUCGACUCGCAGUCAAAUGCUUAUGCUUCUCUUCUUCCGGUCGACUUUUACACUAAACCUCAACAGCCUGGCAAUAAUGAUGGUGGCUAUGUUUACCCGAGCGAUACUACUACAGUAUUAGAACAAUUGCGAAUGGUGGUAGCUACGCUUCAUGCGCAACGAGCGUUAACAUCGCUGGAUCCUUAUAAUCUUAUAGAUCUUCAUGAACGUUUAGCUUAUACAAAUAGCAACGAUUUAGUAAAUUGGUUUACCGUUCAGUUCAAUUUAUUUACAGGCUCUAUAUCAGCAUUAGGUACUGAUACACAUGCGGCAUUAGUUCAAGAUGCAAGAGAAUUGAAGAAACUGGGCUGUUUUGCAUUAACGGAAAAGAAUGCUGGUGUAUUAUCGGGUUUACUAUGUGAUACUAUCGCAUAUUACAAUCAAGAUGCAGAGAAAAUUAUGAUUCAUACUCCAACCGACGAUGCUAAAAAAUGCUGGAUAUCAUAUGCUGGCAAUAAUGAUAUUGAAUAUGCGGUAGUGUUUGCAAAGUGGGCUCAGACUAACGUUAGCAAUGACAGUAAACAAGUAUCCGUAAACACCAGUAUUGGUAAAUUAUUUCUGACACCACACGUGGUCGCCAUUGUCGUAAAAAUUCGUAACAAUGGUGCCGUUCUUCCUGGUGUACGCAUUGAAGAAUGUUAUACUCGUAGUGAUUUUCGUUCGAACUCUUUCGGUAGCCUUACCUUCACCGAAUUUAGUACUGAACCUGAAAAUUUACUCAAUCGAUAUUGUUCGCUGGAUACGAAAACUGGAACUCUUCAAGUUGACGAUUGCUAUCCAAAACUUUUCUUCAAACUAUCCAAUCGACUACUGGUUGGUCGACUUUGUUUAUCAGCUACUGCCAUCGUAUGUGCCAAAAUGGUGCUACAACUUGUCAGAAAAAAAGUCUAUAAUAGCAAACGAAGCCAAUUCUCUUAUAUUACCGAUCAUCUGCAAUUGAUGCAACAACAGAUCUGUGAAAUGGAUUACUACUUUCAUCGGUUUAUAAAACGCUUCAAAAUCGACCCAUCUACCAGUGUCGAUAUUGAAGAACUGUUAGAGCGGCACAUCGAUGAAAUCCUUUUGAUCAAAGCUUACAUUCCACCUUUAUGUCGAAAUAUCGUCGCCAAAUGUCGUGAACUCUUCGGUGCAGAAUCGUUAUUGGCACAUACACGUAUGACCGAAAGUCAUGCUAGCUGUUACGCAAGUUGUUUGGCUGAAGGUGAUUCAGUAGUAAUGGCACAUGCAUUUGUGGGGCAGUGCAUGCGCAAGUACAAACACAUGUCGCUUCGCAAUUGGCGUUUAUUGUGGCUUAUGAUGAAAAUUCUAUCGACUGUACCGGCACACAAACGAAUAAGCUAUAUCAAUGCACACCAAACAGAAGUGAUGGCUGUAUUUCAACAAAUUGCUGAGGGAAUCUUUCAAAACCAAGGAAUUCGAUCUGAUCUGCACAGUGUUGUUGUUCCAACAGCUAUUCAUUGA
This is a messenger RNA of Rotaria socialis, 1611 nucleotides long. The record is from the annotation of a GenBank genome assembly. Lineage: Eukaryota; Metazoa; Rotifera; Eurotatoria; Philodinida; Philodinidae.